AAAAACAGAGAGCGCCGCACCGCCAAACGGAAACCCAAACUUUUAAUUAAUUUUAAUUAACCAAAAAAAAAAAAAAAACAGGCGGUUGCCGUUAAAAUCUCAUUCUUUAUAAAUAUACACACAGAACGUGCCUCUUCUCUCCUUCUUCUCCAAGCAAAAUCCAAUCCUCUAUAAAUAAUACAUAUACUUUAUAAUUAGGCAAUUAGGAUAAGAUUAGUGACGACGACGAACAAUUAGCGGCCACCGGAAUUGCUUUUUCUUCAUCUUUCUAUAGUUAUCUUGAAUUAAUUCACGGUUAGCUUUUGUUUUGUUUCUAAUUUUUUAAUCUUUUACUUUUGUAAAUCUUGAUUUAGCGAAAAUGAACUGAUUCGGUUCUUUUGGGUAGCGUAGGAUUUAUUCAGUUUUAUUCAAUUCCGUAUAUAUUUUUGGUUUCUUUUUAAUUUAUUGAAUUCUGGGUGCUUCUGGAAUUCGUCGAAUUCUCUUGGGUUUGGGUUUAAUUCUGGAUUCGAUUAACUUUUGUGUUCUUGAUUUUUAGGUUUUUUUUUGUUUUUAUAAAUUAUAUACAAACGAAAAUUGUAUUGUAUCUGUAAAGAUUUGCUUUCUUUCAUACCGAGUUUUCGACUUUUUCAAAUAUGGACUACUCUUCAAUUCAAGCUGUACAAAAUACUCAUGGGGUUUUCAUGAAUUUGGCAAAACAUUCAUUGGACACCUCCAAUGAACAAACCCUAAGCCAAUCCUCUGACUUAGAUGCCCUAAGUGAUCAUGAUUCAGUGAUUUCGGAUUGCGAAAGUGUUAAUUCCGAUCCCGAUCUUGAUUUCGAUAACGGGUUGGUUCGUCUUUCCAACGGAGACAAAGUGAAUGAUAUUGUUAAGCAGAAAUUUCUCUCAGGUUUGGGUUCCCUUGGGAAGCAAGCAAACGUUGUUGCUGUUUAUAGGAAUAAGUACUCUGGUGUUUUCGGUGAAGCAAAGAUGCAAUCUUUUCAGAUUUUUGCUAAAGCUAUGGAGAGAAAAAAUGGUGGCAAUGCCAAUGUUAAGUAUGCCUGGUUUGGUGCUUCUUCGAAAGCUGAGAUUUCGAGUAUUUUGAGUCACGGGUUUGGUCAGCAGAUUAGCUCUAACAAUGGUUUAUAUGGAAGUGGAAUCUAUUUGUCUCCUGAUAAUUGUCCUCUUGAGAGUGUGAGAAAUUUGAGAGUUGAUAGGAGUGGUUUACGCCAUUUGUUGCUCUGCCGUGUUAUACUAGGCAAGUCGGAGGAGGUGCGCCCUGGUUCCGAUCAGUGUCAUCCGAGUUAUGAGGAGUUUGAUUCUGGAAUUGAUACAUUGUUGUCUCCCAAAAAGUAUAUCAUAUGGAGUACCCACAUGAACACUCACAUUUUGCCUGAGUUUGUUAUUAGUUUUAAGGCUCCUUGUUGCUUGAAGGGGUUCUUUAAGAUUCGAGAAUCUCCAGGGCUGCCGACAUCACCUUGGAUGCCAUUUCCAGCUCUUAUAUCUGCACUCGCAGAGUUUUUGCCUUCUGCUACUGUUGGUCGACUUGACAAAUACCAUGUAGAUUAUAGAAACAAGAAAAUUUCAAGGCAGGAAUUAAUACAACGAGUGAGGCGAAUUGCUGGGGACAAGUUGUUGAUUUCGGUGAUUAAAUCAUUUAGAACAAAGCAGCUAGGCGGCUCUAGAAAGACCAUGGUUGAACAUGGAGCAACGGAUCGUAUGGUGAACCAUGAUGAGAAGUUAAGAGAUAUGACUAAUUGAAAUUAGUAGGUUAUUGACAGAAGGAUAGGACCAGAAGAUGGGGGACUUGUUUUGGGGUUGAAUUGGUAGUGUUAGUUUGUCUUCAAUAUUACUGAAGUACUCUUUUUUUUUCCUUUUCUUUUACUGUAUCACACAUAUUCACUGUAUUGUUUGCAAGAGCUUGCAAUGUUAAUUGUCAGCAUCUGUGAAUGGAAAUCUGAUCUUUUGAUAUAUGAAAAUGUUCUCUACAA
This is a messenger RNA of Mercurialis annua (annual mercury), 1969 nucleotides long. Its product is annotated as probable inactive poly [ADP-ribose] polymerase SRO5. The coding region runs from base 633 to 1739 and encodes 368 amino acids. Lineage: Eukaryota; Viridiplantae; Streptophyta; Magnoliopsida; Malpighiales; Euphorbiaceae. The transcript is spliced from 5 exons. The record is from RefSeq and is a predicted model, not a curated record. Gene Ontology annotation, molecular function: NAD+ poly-ADP-ribosyltransferase activity.